Molecule: messenger RNA, 1722 nt
Organism: Lathyrus oleraceus (garden pea)
Lineage: Eukaryota; Viridiplantae; Streptophyta; Magnoliopsida; Fabales; Fabaceae
Product: cytochrome f
Exons: 1
Coding region: 1-1029 (342 amino acids)
Biological process (GO): photosynthesis
Cellular component (GO): chloroplast thylakoid membrane
Molecular function (GO): electron transfer activity; heme binding; iron ion binding
Source: RefSeq, a predicted model, not a curated record
AUGGAUAGGGAACUGAGUAACCUACCUAAUCUUAUUGUAGAAAUUUUCAGGAUCAAGGAUUGUACCAUGCAAACUAGAAAUGCUUUUUCUUGGAUAAAGAAAGAGAUUACUCGAUCUAUUUCCGUAUUGCUCAUGAUCUAUAUAAUAACUCGAGCACCCAUUUCAAAUGCAUAUCCCAUUUUUGCCCAACAAGGUUAUGAAAAUCCUCGAGAAGCUACCGGCCGGAUUGUAUGUGCUAAUUGCCAUUUAGCUAAUAAGCCCGUAGAUAUUGAGGUUCCACAAGCGGUACUUCCCGAUACUGUAUUUGAAGCAGUUGUUCGAAUUCCUUAUGAUAUGCAAGUGAAACAAGUUCUUGCUAAUGGGAAAAAGGGGGCUUUGAAUGUAGGAGCUGUUCUUAUUUUACCAGAGGGUUUUGAAUUGGCCCCUCCUCAUCGUCUUUCGCCCCAGAUUAAAGAAAAGAUAGGUAAUUUGUCUUUUCAAAGCUAUCGUCCCACAAAAAAAAAUAUUCUUGUCAUAGGCCCCGUUCCUGGGAAAAAAUAUAGUGAAAUUACCUUUCCUAUUCUUUCUCCGGAUCCUGCUACUAAGAGAGAUGUUUACUUCUUAAAAUAUCCUCUAUACGUAGGCGGGAACAGGGGAAGGGGUCAGAUUUAUCCCGACGGAAGCAAGAGUAAUAAUAAUGUUUCUAAUGCUACAGCAACAGGUGUAGUAAACAAAAUAAUACGAAAAGAAAAAGGUGGAUAUGAAAUAACGAUAGUAGAUGCAUCAGAUGGACGUGAAGUGAUUGAUAUUAUACCGCCAGGACCAGAACUUCUUGUUUCAGAGGGUGAAUCUAUCAAACUUGAUCAACCAUUAACGAGUAAUCCUAAUGUGGGUGGAUUUGGUCAGGGGGAUGCAGAAAUAGUGCUUCAAGAUCCAUUACGUGUCCAAGGUCUCUUGCUCUUCUUGGCAUCUAUUAUUUUGGCACAAAUCUUUUUGGUUCUUAAAAAGAAACAAUUUGAGAAGGUUCAAUUGUCCGAAAUGAAUUUUUAGGAAUGUGAAUUUAUCAACAUAUUAAGCUGGUAAAAAGAACUCCAUUUUUAUUGAUAAAUUCUGUAAAGACCAUUGGUUCUUUCUAGUUUUUUUAUACUAUAUUUAGAGAAUUCCUUGUACCGUACAAUUAGUCAGUUAUAGUAUGUAUAUUGUGAAGAAGACUAUAGAAUUAAUUCGAACCAUAUGAUUAUGUCGCUGUUUUCAGAUUUUCAUGUUCUAGAAUAGAAAUCUUCGAAUUUCUAUUGUAAUAGAAUUAACUCGAUACUAAACCUAAAAAAUAGGUAGGUACAGAAUAUUAAGUAAAGUAGAAAUAGAAAAGCGGAAAACAGGAUUCUAGGAUGGAUAAGUUGUCUUUUCCUAGAGUCCGAUUCCUUAUUGUUUAUGUCGAAAUAGAUACGUAGUGAAGGAAUGGACAAAAAAAAAAGAGCGGGAAUUGAAUUCACCAAAUACAAGUUUCUUAAUUAACUUCAAAAAAAAAAAAACAAUUGAAUCAUGAGUCUAUAUUAGAAAUAUAUUUCUAGUAAGAUUCCGUUUUCAUUCAGAUCCUAAAAACAGGAUCUGGAAUUUUUUGAAACAUAGAAUAAAGUUAUCUAUUGACUGACUUACAAAAAUAUUCUGAUUAUGAAGAACUCAACGGGACCCACUCGAAUUCAUCAAAGAAAGAGUGGAUCCCUGUUGAGUUCUUAUGCUUUC